ACCCAAAAUAAAUAAAUAAAAAAGAAAAAACAUUUCUCACCAAACUGAAGAAAGUAAAUUUGAACUCUUUGAUUUAUACUCUUUCUUCUUCCUUCUAUACUGUAAUUUUCUUCAAAUCUCUCGCCUUUUCUCUCUCUAGAGACAGUCCCCAUUAAUGGAGAACUCAAAAAAAGCUCUUCUAAUGGCUUCAUCCACUGAUUGCCGGAGCACAAACUGUUCCGGCAGCUCAAUCACCGGCAAUGGCCCCACAAUUCCUUCGCCUCCGGGUCAACCCAUUACCAGAUCCGAACCCGGUAACCUGUACCCGACAACCUUCGUCCAGGCCGACACCUCUUCCUUCAAGCAAGUGGUUCAAAGGCUCACCGGACUCUCCGAGACGACCAAGGUCGGAGCUCCGGCCACCACCCGCAGCCCGAUCCCGCCCGUCAAAACCGGAUCUAACAAGAAGGAAAAAUCCGGGUCGAAGCUGUACGAGAGGAGAAACAGCAUGAAGAGCUUCAAAAUCAGCCCGUUGGGGCCGGGACUGGGCAACAAAUCCGGGUUCGGAGCCGGGCUAUUGGGCUCUCCGAGAAUCGGAACUCCGGAGAUUCUUUCGCCGAGCAUGCUCGAUUUCCCGUCGCUUGCGCUGAGCCCGGUGACGCCGCUAAUACCCGACCCGUUUAACAGGCCGCCGCAGAGAGUGGCGAGUUCCGAGAAUUUGAACAUGGAAGCGGAGGAGAAGGCGAUAGCUAAAAAGGGGUUCUACUUGCACCCGUCGCCGGCGAGUACUCCGAGGGAUACGGAGCCCCGGCUGCUGCCCCUCUUUCCGGUCACCUCCCCCAGAAUCUCAGGUUCUGGCAAUCCUAAAUCUUAAGCAACUUUAUUUUUUGAAAAAAAAAUUGUUUUAAUUUUCAGGGGAAUUCAUUAAUUCGAUGUAUUUGUAUGAUCUUUAUAUGUAAACAUCUCAUUUCUCUUUGAAAUUCGAACUGGCUUCUUUGGGAAUACCAUUAGAUAUUAUAAUUAGUGUUUUGAAAAAAAAUAUUUAUCUAAGACAGCAUUUAGGAUUAGAG
Molecule: messenger RNA, 1049 nt
Organism: Cuscuta campestris
Lineage: Eukaryota; Viridiplantae; Streptophyta; Magnoliopsida; Solanales; Convolvulaceae
Source: the annotation of a GenBank genome assembly